Molecule: messenger RNA, 1556 nt
Organism: Paramecium pentaurelia
Lineage: Eukaryota; Ciliophora; Oligohymenophorea; Peniculida; Parameciidae
Source: the annotation of a GenBank genome assembly
AUGUUUGUUUUAUUCUUCGUCUAUUAAUGCUAAGCUCAAUUUAAUAUAUAAACUACAAUUGGAGGGAAUAAUAUUUCAAUAUAUGAAAAUUAAGUGUAGAAUCAUUAAUUUAGUGUGUAAGAAUAAUAUUAAUGUCAUCCAUCAGAGUUAUUUGAAGAGGAUUAUAAAUAGGAUAGCAGAAUAUUUUAUAUUUAAAAUUUGCAUUCAAAUGCAUUAAACUUAAGUAUCAUACCUAUAUCACUUAAACCUCGAGAUAUGUAAUUGAUAAAUGUGACAAAUUAAGUUGAAUAAUAAGAAAUUACAAUAGAUGGAAGUUCAAUAUAUGAAUACAAAAUAAAUUAUGAAUGUUAUUAGGAUUGGGCUUAUGUUGAAUUACAUGUACGAUAUGGAAAGACAAUAUUAAAUUUUAGAUAUAUUAAGAUUUGUGAAGAAAGUCUCUAUUAUCAUGAUUACCCUAAUAUUAUAUUGGGAGUAAUAGCUUGUAUAUUAACGUAUAUAAGUGCAAUUUAUGGAUAAAAAAGAUUUAAAUUGAAGUAAGAAUAAGCAUAAUAAUAAAUUGAUGAAUUAGAAUCAAGUGAUUCAUUUUAUAAAGCAAGGUAAAUUUACUCUCCUUAAUAUUCACAACCAGAAUAAAUAAUAAAAAUAGGUGAUUUUUAAACAACAUCUGGUUCUGUAAAUAUAAUAGCAGUAAAAGAAAAAGAGAUUAAUUUCAAGUUAAGAUUAAUAUUAUAUGUAUUAAUUGUAAUUGGAUACUUAACAAUCUUAAAUUUAUUAGAAUAAAUAACAUUAUUAGAGAUACCAAUUUAUGGGAUAUAUUUUAUUUGUGUUUAAAUAACCAUGACAGAUCUAUUGAUUUUCAUUGUAUCAUCAUCUAUAUCUCCAUAUAUUAAAUUACCUCUAUAUGGAAGAGUAAAAUUAGUUAAUUUAUUUACUUAUUUGCUGCAAUUUAUAUAUACUUUCUUUUUAAUAAUGACAGACAAUUGGAUAUUAAAGAGUUUCAGUUCCAUUUGCUUGCUAUUUUAAUUAAUAAGAGUAAAACAAUAAUUAAUUUAACUUAGUUUAUGAAGUUUUAUAAUCUUCAACAAUUAUUAUCAGUCUAUUGCUUUAUAUUUGGAAUGUCAUUUUUCAUUUAAUACUAAUUUUAAAUUGAAUUUCCAAAAUUGUAUUUUCCAAAUACAUUUUUUUUAGAGAAUCCUAAAUUAACAUGUAGUAAUAUUAAUAUAUUAUAAUUGAUGUUACCAUGUUCAUUAUUAACUUUUACAAGAUAUUUUAGUAAAUAAACUAGAUCACAUUCAAUAAUGUUUAAAUUAGGAUAUCUAAGUUAUGUUAUAGGUUUAUGUUUAAGUUUGAAAUUAAAUGAGAAUAAUCUUAUUUAAAUAUUGAUAGAUAACUUAUUACCAUCAAUAAUGAUUUUUAUAACUAUUAAUGUAUAUAGUAUUACAAAAAGAGAGAUUAAAUAAAUAUAUUCAGGAAUAGAACCUGGAUUACAUAAUAGAGCAAUUCAAUAAUAAUAUAGUUAUGAAUUAACAAUUGAUAAAUAUAAUAAAAAUUAGUGA